CGGCUCAUCCAAGGAGCACAACCUCCUUCCGCGUGUAUCCCCUCGUUGCUGAACGCCGUGCAUCCCUUUGCUGCACCAUUCGCCAUUCACUUCUCCACUCUCUCAUGGCUUCACCCCCUUUCGACGGGCUCACCGUGCGUGUCCUCCACGAUGGUCAGCUUGUCCAGGGCACCCUCGUGGCCUUCGAUCGCACCAUGAGCCCUGUCCUCCGUGACUGUGUUGAAAUCCACCCCACGGCCGGUCGUCACGUGUCCGGACCCCUUGUCUUUCCUCGUACAAUGAUAGCCUCCCUGGCAAUCGAGCCCCCUUUGUCCCCCUCCCCUCCUAGUAACCACGCUAGCGCUCCUCCUCUGGCUCUUUCAGCGCACCCUGCGGCCUUCCCUCUAUCUCCCUCUCCCGUCGAUUGGGUGGUUGACUUUGGGGCCUCCUUCCACACUACCCCCACAACUAGUUCGUUAUUCCACUCCCAUCCACCACACCCCUCACAUCCUUCCUCCAUCUUCGUCGGCAACGGUUCCACCCUCCCGGUCACCUCAGUAGGUGCAUCGGUUCUUCCAGGACCAUUCUGCCUUAACGACGUCUUUCUUGCUCCCGGACUGACUCAUCCCCUCCUCUCGGUUCGUCGCUUCACUAGUGACAACCAGUGCUCUAUGGAGUUCGACCCCUUGGGUCUCACCAUACGCCACCUUCCCAUACAUGCUGUGCUCGCUCGCUGUGACAGCUCUAGCCCCCUCUUUUCUCUUCACUUGCCCUCCACUCUCCACACCAGAGUAGCCUCAUCUCCUGCACUUACUACUACCACCACAUCACAUGCUCUUGCUACUACCACCACCUUCUCCGCCAUUUGGCAUCGUCGUCUUGGGCACCCUGGACCUGACGUCAUGUCCCAGCUUUCCGGCCACUCAGACAUAUCCUAUACUCGGGGCUCUUCUGAGCGCCUCUGUCAUGCUUGUCAGCUCGGCCGUCACUCCCGUCUUCCUUUUUCCACUUCCACGUCCAGGGCUGUUCAGGCCUUUGAUCUUGUCCGCUGUGAUGUCUGGACGUCUCCUGUCCUUAGCCUCUUCGGCUACAAAUACUACCUGGUCAUUCUGGACGACUACUCCCAUUUACUUUGGACUUUCCCCCUUCGGCUGAAGUCCGACACGUUUACCACCCUCACUUCUUCGCCUGGGUAUCCACCCAGUUCCGGCGCCCGGUCCGUGCACUGCAGUGCGACAACGGCCGCGAGUUCGACAACCACGCCUCUCGGUCAUUCUUCCUCACCAGUGGCAUUCAGUUGCGUCUCUCGUGCCCCUACACCUCCACCCAGAACGGCUGGGCAGCGCAUGAUUCGCACCACCACCAACAUGAUCCGCUGCCUUCUCUUCCAGGCAAAUCUCCCUGCGAGCUACUGGGCAGAGGCCCUGCACACCGCCACCCACCUCCUCAACCGUCUUCCCUCCAAGGCGGUGAGCCACCCUACUCCCUACUUCGCGCUGUACGGCACAGCCCCCACCUACGACCACCUUCGCGUGUUCGGCUGUGCCUGCUACCCUAACACUUCCGCUACUGCCCCUCAUAAGCUUUCUCCUCGCUCCACCCGCUGCCUCUUCCUUGGCUACUCCUUUGACCACAAGGGGUAUCGGUGUCUGGACCUCGCCUCCCACCGCAUCAUCAUCUCUCGUCACGUCGUCUUCGACGAGGAUGUGUUUCCCCUUGCUGGCCCUCCCCACCCACCGACCUCGACUCCCUCCUCGAGUCCGAUCCGUCUCCCCCUCCUCCCAGGUGCCCCGCCUUGCGCCGUUACCCGCACCCCGUGCGGCCUCGACGCCGCGGCUCGCGCCUAUUCCCGCGCCACGCGCGGUCCCGUCGAUCACGCCUGCGCCACGCGCGGCCUCGUCGACCACGCCUGCGCCUCGCGAGGCCCACCGACCCCUCUCGCACCAUGCGCGGCCCUGUUGACGCCCACGACUCGCUUCGCCGACCCCGCGCUCGUCUACUAUCGCCGCCGCCACGUCACUACCUCGGCACCUGCUGACCCAGGCCCAUCGACGAGCCCAGUGCGCUUCGCUGACCCCGCCGUCUAUCACCGCCGUGAGUCGGCCACACCUGCGGCCCCCGACGUCCCGGCAGACCGCCCCGAGCCACCGGUGUACCACCCGGUCGCCAUCCACCGCGACCCCGGGCACGUCCACCCGAUGGUGACCCGGCGCGCCGCCGGCGUUCUUCAACCUGUUGACCGACUGAUCUUGGCAGCUGAUACGACUACCACUCCACCGGACGCCUCCCCAGUCCCCUCCUCCGUUCGCACCGCUCUCGCCGACCCACACUGGUGACGCGCUAUGGAGGAGGAGUACGCGGCCCUCCUGGCCAACCACACCUGGGACCUGGUGCCGUGUCCACUAGGCACCAACGUGGUCACCGGCAAGUGGCUAUUUCGCUACAAGCUUACCUCGAACGGCUCCCUCGACCGCUACAAGGCCCGUUGGGUCCUUCAGGGCUUCACCCAACACCCGGGAGUGGACUACGACGAGACCUUUAGCCCCGUCGUCAAGUUCGCCAUUGUUCGCACCGUCCUCUCCCUCGCCCUCUCCUGGGACUGGGGAUCCAUCAGCUCAACGUCAAGAAUGCCUUCCUCCACGGCACUCUGACGAAGACUGUCUACUGCAGCCAGCUCACCGGCUUCGUCGACGAAGCUCAUCCGGAUCUGGUCUGCCGGCUGAACCGCUCCCUCUACGGCCUCAAGCAGGCGCCGCGGGCCUGGUACAGUCGCUUCGCUUCCUACUUGGCCUCCAUCGGCUUCGUCGAGGCCAAGUCGGACACGUCCCUCUUCAUCUACCGCCGCGGCGACGACACCGUCUUCCUUCUGCUCUAUGUCGACAACAUUGUGCUCACGGCAUCCACCGCCGACCUUCUACAGCGCACGAUCGUCGCCUUGCAGCGGGAGUUCGUGAUGAAGGACCUGGGGCCCCUCCACCACUUCCUCGGCAUCACCGCCGAGCAUCGGUCCCAGGGUCUCUUCCUCCAUCAGCGCCAAUACGCCAUCGACAUACUGGAGCGGGCUGGCAUGUCCGACUGCAAGCCCUGCUCCACACCUGUCGACACUCAGGCGAAGCUCUCAGAGGACGACGGGCCCCCGGUAGCCAAUGCGACGUCUUACCGAAGCCUGACCGGUGCGCUCCAGUACCUCACCUUCUCCAGGCCUGACAUCGCCUACGCCGUCCAGCAGGUGUGCCUGCAUAUGCACACCCCGCGGGAGCCUCAUCUCAUCGCUCUCAAGCGGAUCAUGCGCUACCUCCGCGGCUCCCUCGACUACGGCCUCCUACUCCGACCAUCCCUGACGUCGGAACUUGUGGUCUACACCGACGCCGACUGGGCUGGCUGUCCAGACAUGCGUCGAUCCACCUCCGGUUACGCCAUGUUCCUGGGCGUCAACCUCGUCUCCUGGGCCGCCGAGCGGCAGCCCGUCGUCUCUCGCUCCAGUGCUGAGGACGAGUAUCGCGCCGUGGCCAACGGCGUGGCAGAGGCCUCCUGGCUGCGACAGCUCCUCCACGAGCUCCACAGUCCCCUCCAGCGCGCCACUCUCGUCUACUGCGACAACGUCAGCGCAGUAUACCUCUCCACCAAUCUCGUGCAGCAUCAGCGCACGAAGCACGUGGAGAUCGACCUGCACUUCGUCCGCGAGCGUGUCGCCGCCGGUGAUGUUCGGGUUCUCAGCGUCCCCACCACGCUGCAGUUCGCCGACAUCUUCACCAAGGGGUUACCGUCGAGUGUAUUUUUAGACUUUCGCUCCAGUCUCAAUAUCUGUACAGGAUAGAGUUGUGAUUGCCGGGGGGGGUGUUAGAAUACCCGUUUAGGGUUAGUUUGGAUACUCUAGUAAUGAGAGGGGUUCAAGUGGAUUGAGAUGUAUUGCAGGAGUUUUUAACUUAUUGGGGAUUUAUACACUCUCUAAUCCCUCCAAACCACUUCAAUACUAGAGUACCCAAACUAGGCCUUAGGGUUUGGGGAUUUUCCCGUGUAAUUACUAUCUCACCCCUAUGUAAUGGGUCUGGCCCAGUUUACUGAGUCUAUUAAUACAUCACCCAACCCCUGUUAGGGUUAGGGUUUCCUAUUCUAACUCUUAUAAUAUUAUCUAAUAAAUUACUUUGUAGUCUUUGUCAUAUGCCAUGUGACUUAUAUUGGCCUAAGUUGUUACUUUUGUUUCUGUACGUAUAUGGGGAUUCAGAAUGAGAAAGAGUGUAGCAAAUUAAUAUAAUUAGGUGCUGCAGUUUUUCUCUAUGCAAUGCUAUUAUGAACUUCCUUUUGUAUUUAGCACAAUCCUGAACUUCACUGGUAGCAUUUAACAUUAUUAUUUAAUCUAAAACAGAGCAACAAGGUGCUCUGUAUUUAGGAGUGGUAUUUGUAGUGAGUGAAAUGAUGAUUUGGAAAUUAUCAUAUUAGUAUAUCAUAUUUAUGUGUGGAUGAUAACAGUUACUAUGUUGCAACUUGUGAGACAAUUUUUUAGUGUAAGGAUGCGCCAUGCACAGAAUCAUUAUUUUCUCUGUCUGAAUUUAAUGGCUUGUCCGUGGUUUGGUGUCUGUGGUUGCCUCCAUGGGUAUAUUACAUAACCAUCCAUUUGGAACUCUGUUAUUGCAGUGAUGAUUUCAGAAAUAUCAUGGAGAGGUCAUUGAGGAAGAUAGCAGAAGUGGUGGUAGGGGACCUGGCUGUGCAGACAACUCUAGGAUCAGGAUUACCCUUAGCAACUCUCUUGCCCAAAGUUGGUCAUCUGAGUUCCCCAUUGCUUGAGGAGCCAAACAAUAACAAAUACAUCCAGAUCAUCAGAAGUAUGCCUGAAGUGGAACUCUUCUACACAUUCCUGUACGCAAACAUGCCACCAGAAACAUGAUCUGUACAUUGAUGCGAAAAGAACACUUGCUUCUGAAUUUUGGCUCCAAAGAUCUGGUGGUACAUGUGGAUGAUGUUCAACCGUCUGAAAUCAGGAAACCAACAAACGCAGACAGACUGGAUUUCUGCCCUUGUAUAUACUGAGAUAUUCCGUUGUUGCUAGCAGGAACCGAGUAAAGCUCCUUCCAUUUCGAUUCUUUCUUUCUUUGAAGUUUCGGUUGUGCACGUUUAGAUAGUCACACGCACUGGGGCUGCUAUUUCGCUAUAUUUUUGAUCGAUGACAGAUGUUCCAGAAGUUUUACUUGCCACAAGUGGCUAAUGUAUACAUUGCAAGUCUGUUGAAUCCUGUGUUGGGUGAAUGAAUAUUCGAGCCCACAGUUUGCGAUCCUGCAGGCAUAUGAUUGCUUGUGUAGUUUUGCUUUAGGAAGAACUGGAUUGCCUGAAUGUUUGAAACAGCUGAGUUUCUUGCAUUAUGUAAUUUUCUUCGUGACGCUUGAAAACUUUUGUCAUUUUUUCUUGCUGUUCGGUAAUGAAAUUCAGUUCGACCGAGUA
Messenger RNA from Zea mays, 5415 nucleotides. RefSeq lists its product as uncharacterized. The transcript has a single exon. Bases 2933 to 3796 code for a protein of 287 amino acids. Lineage: Eukaryota; Viridiplantae; Streptophyta; Magnoliopsida; Poales; Poaceae. The record is from RefSeq and is a predicted model, not a curated record.